AUGCCUCCUGUGGUAGCAUCGGACAUCCCAUCUUUGAGCCUGCUCUACAAGCUGAAGAAGCUCCUCCCAGCUGCAACGCCGCCAGUUGAAGGCGCCACUCCUGCCCAUAACGACCGUGUCGCGCUGAUUAGAGGCGAUAUCACAGUACUGGCCGUUGACGCCAUUGUCAACGCCGCAAACAGCUCCCUCCUUGGUGGCGGCGGGGUCGAUGGCGCCAUUCACCGUGCUGCUGGUCCCCAACUCGUCGCCGAGUGCCGCACGCUCAAUGGAUGUGUGACUGGCUCGGCCAAGAUCACCGAUGCCUAUAAUCUGCCCUGUAGGAAAGUCAUCCAUGCGGUGGGCCCCAUAUUUGACGACCUCCGACCCGAAAAGAGCCACUCCGAGUUGCAAGGGUGCUACAGAUCAAGCUUACAGUUGGCUGUUCAGCACGGUCUAAAGACGAUCGCUUUCAGUGCCAUUAGCACAGGGAUCUACGGCUACCCCAGUCUCGACGCGUCCAUAGCUGCUUGCGAAACCGUCCAAAAAUUCCUAGAUGGCGACGAUGGCAAGAAACUUGACAAAGUGGUCUUCGUUACCUUUGAGGACAAGGACGUCCGCUCGUACAACUCCACGCUGCCUCGCUACUUUCCGCUUAGCACAGCCGCCUCCUCUGAGCAGAACAAGGCCGUACAAGAGCAGAAAGCUGAGGCUGAAGCAACAGCUAGUCAGUUGCCUGACGUGCCCAAAACCGAUCCGGCGGACCGCGAACAUACUUACAAGAAGCAGAAGCAGAAUAAAUGA
Truncatella angustata is the source of this 780-nucleotide messenger RNA. RefSeq lists its product as uncharacterized. The record is from RefSeq and is a predicted model, not a curated record. Bases 1 to 780 code for a protein of 259 amino acids. The transcript has 2 exons. Lineage: Eukaryota; Fungi; Ascomycota; Sordariomycetes; Amphisphaeriales; Sporocadaceae.